AUGGAGGCGACCAACUCCGUCUUCUUCAGCCACCACCACGAGCAGGUGGUGGCUCUGAUGAAAAAGAAGUUCCAGGAUCUCCUGGACUAUGACAAGACGAAGAAUCGCAAGAUUCUUCAUGUCGACUGGGUAGCGGGCAAUCCCGACGAUCCCGCAAGGAAGGAAGGCGGCGAAUCCGCCGCCAACGGUGGCAUGAGCGAGGAGGACCGGAAGCUCGCUGAGAGCGCGGCGCGGUCGGUCAUGCGCAUUACCUACGGCGUCCAGCAGUGGGACGAAAACAAGACAUGGAACAAGUCCAUGUUCUUUGGUGACUGGCUGAAGGACCAGAACGGCUUCCGCCAGCACUAUGUCGAGGUUCAAGUCAAGCGGAUCUCCGGCGGCGACGAGAAGCUGCUGUCAGAUUGCAUGAUCAGCCCUAAGUUGGUUUGGCUGCCGCUGCACGACGAGAACGCUCCGACUAUUGAGCCGGUUACGGUUCCCCCCGUCGUCGCGACUGGCGCGCGCCAGCUUCCUACUCCACGAGAGCAAGUCCGGGAGUCCCUUCCCGAGGUUGAGGAAGUGGAGAAUGCAGGUCCGGUUUCCUCUCCUUCUGCCGGCCCCAGUGCCCCCCGCUCCGGCAUUCCCCGGAGUCAGGCUCUCCCCACCACUGGCAGCUUCGACUCGAUCGAGGCAGCUGAGUCCGAGCCCGCCGACUCCCCGGAGUCUACCUAUUCGGACGAGAUCUAUCUGCCCGAGGGCGUUGACCCGUUCGAAACCAUCAUCCCCGCCCAUCGGACUCGGGCAAUCAGCGCCGCUGACAUGGCUCGCCAUCGCGAACAUUGGGACCAGAACACCGUCGCGAAGCGUCGGGAGCUGGACGAAAUCUUCUCCUUCCACGAGGACCCCGCAUUUAUUGAGCGUAAACAGAAGUCAUUUGUUUACGCUGUUCGCAUUAUCGCCAUCCCGGACCGUGGCGAUAUUGUCAACGUCUUUAGCGGCCCUCCCGUCGAGAACCGCUACGGCACCCUCAUUGCGUCGGGCGGCUGGGUUGUGCCACCGCUCGAGGAGCGCGUCAAGUGGCGCGACGAGCACAAGCGCGGCUACCGCAACAAGGCCGCAAAGCUCGGCCGGUAUGAGGGCCUUCCCCGUCCAACGGUUCAGCAUGCCAUGCCCAUGCAAUUCGACUGGUCGGGCAACCUCGAACCGCGGUACUAUGGCCCGGCGGCUCCAAUCUGGCGUGAGCUGUGCGAGCCGUGCCUAGAGGAUAUAUACUGGAUGGUCUGGCAGCUCAUGGCUGGGAAGUGCUUCCUCGGGUUCAACCCUGGCGCUGGCUUUGGCGUGCUCCGGCGCGAUCCGGAGGGUGACAAGAAGCUGCUAUCGGAGUGCCCGUUCAAGAGCCCGUCGGCCGAGGCGCUGCACCACGCGGCUUCUUAUCCCCGUGGUGACGAGACGAAGAGGAACUAG
Molecule: messenger RNA, 1443 nt
Organism: Chaetomium strumarium
Lineage: Eukaryota; Fungi; Ascomycota; Sordariomycetes; Sordariales; Chaetomiaceae
Exons: 3
Coding region: 1-1443 (480 amino acids)
Source: RefSeq, a predicted model, not a curated record